Acipenser ruthenus (sterlet) is the source of this 787-nucleotide messenger RNA. It is a transcript of the gene thap7, whose product is annotated as THAP domain containing 7. Gene Ontology annotation, biological process: regulation of DNA-templated transcription. The record is from RefSeq and is a predicted model, not a curated record. Gene Ontology annotation, cellular component: nucleus. Lineage: Eukaryota; Metazoa; Chordata; Actinopteri; Acipenseriformes; Acipenseridae.
UGGAUACCACAGACUGAAGGAUGAAGCCCUGCCCACGAUCUUCGAACCCUUCUCCAAACUGAGACGAGACGCUCGCUGCAAGAGAGCAGGGAAGAGGAGGGGAGAGGAGAGAGAGAUCCCAGCCUGGGUACCACAGAGAGGCAGCAGGCAAAGGAAAUCCUCGGAAACCAGCGGGGUCCCCAAAACAGAGGACGAGGAAGAGGAGGAGGAGGAAGAAGGAGAGGGGGCGGGGCCUGAGGCAGGCUGGACCUCGAAAACAGACCAACCAAUCGGGACGGAGCAGCAGCCAGGAGAAGAGAGAGACCUUCCGCCUAUCCCAGGGGCGGUUUCCUGCGAGGGGCGGGGCUUGUCAGAGGCAGCAGGAGGAUGGGGAGUGGGAGGAGCCACCGCGGGGGCGGGGCUUGAGCGGAACAUAUCUGGAGGAGUGGGAGGAGCCACUGCGAGGGCGGGGCUUGAGCAGAUCCAGCUGGAGAGAGAUGAGGAGGCUGAGGAGAGGGAGAGGGAGAGGGAAGGAGAGGAGCUUGCCAGGGCAACAUCCCCUCGCCCGGCCUCUCCCUCGGUCUAUAUGGCCCGCCUGCCCCCCCCUCCCGGCUCCUACAUCGCCCGGGAGCACAGCUACGGGGUGCAGAGCCCCCUGUGCUGGAGAGCCCGCGCAGAGGCGGCCCGCGAGGGGAUGGAGCGGGCGCACAGACAGCUGGCCGCUGCCCGGCGACGCGAGCUGAGGCUCAGACACAGGCUGGCCGUCCUGCUGCAGGAGAGGAGGAGCGGGGGGAAUGGGGAGGGGGAG